AAUACUAAUAAGUUAUAGUAGAAUAGAGAGUGAUGGCAUCAUUAGCUAUAUCUCCAUUGUUAAUGAUUAUUAUGGCUAUGGCCAUUUCAAUCCUAAAACUCAGGGCAGCACCAGAUGAAGGAUACGACAUCGGAGUUAACUACGGGAUGCUUGGCGACAAUCUCCCCCCGGCACACGAAGUCGUCCAACUUUUCAAACAAUAUGGGAUCACCAAAAUGAGGUUGUUCGACCCGAAUCACGAUGCCCUUGAAGCCUUACGAGGAAGUAAACUUCUGCUUUCUCUAGGAGUUCGCAACGAAGACAUCCCGAGCAUUGGAUCAAGUCCGGAUGCCGCAUAUCAAUGGUACGCGGCCCACAUUCAACCCUACCAAAAUGAUAUCCUCUGGGCCUACAUUACCGUUGGCAACAAAAUCAAUCUCUUCAGCCAAGAUCCAAUUUCCACAAACCUCGUACCCGCCAUGAAGAAUCUCCGUACCGUCCUAAACAACAACGGCCUUCCGAAUCUGUUCGUCACGACGGUCCUCGCUGCCGAGGUGCUGGGUGUUUCCAACCCGCCGUCCGCUGGGGACUUUGCGCCGGCGGUGAAGCCCAUAAUGCUCGACAUCCUCACCUUCUUGUCUACCACGAACGCACCGCUUAUGGUGAACCUCUAUCCCUACCUCGCCUACGCGGGUGACCCGGUGCACAUUAGUCUCGACUACGCGCUCUUCAAUGCGAGUGAGCCUCCGGUGGUAGACGGGGCGCUGAAGUAUUACAACCUAUUGGAUGCCAUGACGGAUGCGUUUACGUAUGCUAUUGAGAGACAAGGGAUAAUGAACGUGGGUUUAACUGUGGCAGAGAGUGGGUGGCCGUCGGCCGGUAACGGACAAAUCACGACGCCGGAAUUGGCUCAGAUGUAUAACCGGAAUUUCGUUAAUCACAUAUUGAGUCGGCUUGGUACGCCUAAGAGGCCUGGAGCUUAUGUGGAUGCCUUCAUUUUUGCAAUUUUCAAUGAGAAUCAGAAGCCUCCUGGUGUUGAGCAGAAUUGGGGGCUUUAUUAUCCGAAUAUGAAUCGGGUUUAUCCACUCUUUUAAUUUCUCACAAAUUUGUUGUAUUUUUUUUGGCUACGAUGAUUGAUUACAUGCAUUAGUACAAUAAGAUAUUGUUGGUGGUCAAUCCUAACCUAUUUGGGCCGGCCCAACUUGCUGACAGACUUGGGCUCCCCUUACAAGCCCGAGUCACUUAUUUAAUUCCUUUGAGCCCAAACGGGUCACAAGGAAUUAGUGCAUGUGUAUUUACUUUCUUGCCC
This is a messenger RNA of Oldenlandia corymbosa var. corymbosa, 1288 nucleotides long. The record is from the annotation of a GenBank genome assembly. NCBI's taxonomy places the organism in Eukaryota, Viridiplantae, Streptophyta, Magnoliopsida, Gentianales, Rubiaceae.